Triticum urartu is the source of this 2845-nucleotide messenger RNA. RefSeq lists its product as uncharacterized. The record is from RefSeq and is a predicted model, not a curated record. Lineage: Eukaryota; Viridiplantae; Streptophyta; Magnoliopsida; Poales; Poaceae.
AGCCGCAAGAGCAGUCGAGUGGUGGGUGGACAAAUCUGGACCACCGGGCCAGCAAACAGUACUUGCGCAAACGCGAGCGCGGGCGCGAGUGCGGCCGGAGGAGGUGUCGCUCAACAGUUACGCGCUCCUUCAGGUGUACGUUUUGAUGGGGGUGACGGGGUUAGGCUACCUGGCGCUCACAUGGUCGACGGUAGUCCUCCUCGGUGGCUUCGUCACCGGGCUGGAGAAAAGGAUUUUUGGUGCCUCACGAGCAUUAGCAUGGUACAGGCAGCAAGGAUCUUCAACGACUCAGGGGACAACCUGUUUCCUAUAUUUCGGAAGCUAAUGAGAAAUCUUGCGAGGAAGGUUCUUGCAAACCCUGUAGAAGGUGUUCUACAAAAAUUGUAUCAACAUCGCACAGGGCAUGGUGCCUUAACUGUUCUCUGGGUACAAGCUGUCCUCAUCAUCGUGCAAAUAUUAUCCAUCCCGGCCCUGGUCGUGGUUCUAAUUGCAGGGAUCCUUUAUGUGGUUGGGCCUGUCGCCUGUAUCGUGCUCUCAUUGUGGCGCCUACGGCAGCAUGAUUAUGGCGACACCACAAAAGACGGCAAAGCGAACCUGGUGCCAGCACUGAUCAUAUUCUACUGUUUGGUCAUUUGCCAAGGUGUACUCUUCUUCUUAUGGUGGUGUAUCGAUUUUGCGGCGAUCUGGGUUGUGGUUUCGCUCCGUGAAGAUUGCAUGUUACCAGAAAAGUGGGGCAGCGUGACAAUUGUAGAUUACCUCUAUGAUACCCGAGCAAAAUGCUGGCAGGACCCUACAUCCAUCGAUGGUAGGAAUUUGAUCCACUAUGCUGUUGAUUUGGUUGACUCAGAAUUGCAGAAAGAAUAUCUCUCAGGAGCAAGGAUGUUGGACAACUUUAUUAAGCUGGAGGCAGAUGUAAGGUCUCUCUUACUCCCUUCUAGAACAAAGAUUCAGAAGCUGAUCGAUACACCAGGGUGGAGAAGCAGUAACAGAGAACUAAGGGCGGUCGCCGCCAGGAUCGUCGCAUACCUUGCCGGUGACAUCCAUUUGUCCCAGUUCCCUGGGGCAACACAGUGCAUAUCCUCCCUGCUUGAUACCGCCCUUCCAUACUGGAACAACACACAAGAACCCAAUCAUCAUUUACUGUUUAGUAAGUCAGAAAAGAAUACUGGCGGUGCUAAGGGAAGAUUGAUUUCUCGUAUCAAAGGCAUAGAGAAACGCAGAACAAACAAUGUUCCCAACCAAGGUGCUGACAUUCAGCAAGAUGUAGUGGAUAGCACAACCCAUGGCGGCAAACGAGAUGGCUGUAAUGAGCUGAUUCUGCAAGGCCUGGCAAUUCUUCAGAGGCUCGCCUUUGAUCAACAGAACUGCAGCGACAUAUGCCGCACCCCUGGUCUCCUCCCUAAGAUCAUGGCACCACUGUACUCUGAGACACUAAUCCAAGAUACCAAUGCAAAUCAAUGGGCCGAUGUAGUGAAUGGGUCACUCAAAGUGGUACACAGGCUCAUCCGUUCUCCAGAGUGGAUUGGCAGAAGUGAUCUGGUCCACAAAAUCUGUUCGAACGAGCAUGCACUGAGCAACCUGGAGAGAAUUCUUUAUCAGGGAAAAAAUGAUGGCACAGAACUGCAGAUGAGAGCCAUAGAAAUACUGACAGAACUGGUCACUGAUUCGUCAGCCAACCUCAGCACCGAAACAAAAGAAAAUCUAAUCAAGAAGCAGUUGCAGAUAUUCCUUACCAGUGAUGAAAGGGAAGAAGAAAAGCUUAGAGUUACGGCUGGGAAAGCACUGGCAUUACUUUCCAGGAGAAAAUCUAUCUCUAAGUUUAUAAUGAAGGAAAAGAAUAAUAUUGUUGAGCAUCUCAAUGGAAUACUUGAUGCUACGAACAACAUCACGUACAGGACAGUAGCAGUGUUGCUCUUGGAGAAUUUGUGCACUCAUUGUACAUUGGACAAGGAUCAUGUGAAGGAAGCCUUGCAGCCAAAGGUCCUCAGGGAAGUAUUGUCCAGUACACAAGACCUCCCUAAAGAACAAAGAAAUAAUUCUGCACGGGAAGAAAACCAGGCAACUUCCGGACCAGGACAUGAUGAAGAAAAUCAGGCAACUUCUGGACCAGGACAUGAUGAAGAAAACCAACUGUUGCCUGAAGCAAAUGGCCAAAUCAACUCACCUGAUCAGGCAAAUGAGGAGCUAAAAGCUAAAAUGGAAUUCCGAGAAGCAUUGUUAUCGCUUACUUUUGUGAUGUGUGACAAACUGAUCACUGCAGAUGACUUCGAUGAUGUGGUUCGAAAUAGUAACAUCGGAGAAGUUAAAUUUGUGGCCAAGUUACAGGCCAUAGUACAAGAGAACCGUGACGCCAGAGCUGAUUGUCUAAGGAUCGUGAAGUUUUGCGGCCAGAUUGUGGUAUUAAUGCUGGAGCGCGGACAGGUCACGGCGCGCCUAAAGUUAUGCGUGGAGUCGCUGCGUGAGACUUCAGAGAUCAUGUCUGACCUUGAAAGCUGCAUGCUAUUUGCAGGGACUGAUUGCGGAGUGAAGAAGACAGCCAGGCCUCUCCUCUCCGAUCUUGUGGAAAAAGCGAGAAAGUUGCUUGGUUACUAGAAUGUAACUAUAAUUGCUACCCAUAUUCUGUCAUGUGUCCCAGGAACAAACAAUCAUGUUUCUGCAGCCCUAGCCUGCUUUAUUUUCUCAUAUUUUCAUUAUAAAGCAACAUAGUAUUGUUGAAACACUUGGGAGUCCAGAGCUAUUGUUUCUAUAGCACUUAUCUGUUUAUUUCUCACGUUUUCACUGUAAUGCAAUAUUUGUUGGAAAACUUUGAAUCUAGACUUACUAUGUCUAUGGAGCCCUGACCUGC